Molecule: messenger RNA, 3813 nt
Organism: Hypanus sabinus (Atlantic stingray)
Lineage: Eukaryota; Metazoa; Chordata; Chondrichthyes; Myliobatiformes; Dasyatidae
Product: metabotropic glutamate receptor 8-like
Exons: 11
Coding region: 1-2943 (980 amino acids)
Biological process (GO): G protein-coupled glutamate receptor signaling pathway; regulation of synaptic transmission, glutamatergic
Cellular component (GO): membrane
Molecular function (GO): group III metabotropic glutamate receptor activity
Source: RefSeq, a predicted model, not a curated record
AUGUCCCGUCCAGUCAGGCUGCAGUCGCCUCCCCUCCUGCUAACCCUUACAUCGCCGGGGCAGCCGAGCCUUGAUGCGCCUGGUCCAAGUCUCCCAGCCCGUUCCGAGGAAAGCAGCAGAGCAGGGAGCGGCAGCAUGAAGCCGCGGGAGAUCCAAGCUUCUUGCCGACGCUGGCUCCUCGCCGCCAAGUGUUGCUGGCUCCUGGCAGUGAUGCAGAAAAGCCAAGCCCAGGAACAUGCCCAUUCCAUCCGGCUGGAAGGCGACCUCAUCCUCGGGGGUCUCUUCCCAGUCCACGCCCGGGGGUCGUCAGGGACCGCUUGCGGCGAGAUCAAGAAGGAGAAGGGUAUUCACAGGAUGGAAGCCAUGCUACACGCCGUGGACCAACUCAACCGCGACCCUGACAUCCUGACCAACAUCACUCUAGGCGUCCGCAUCCUGGACACCUGCUCCAGGGACACUUACGCCUUGGAGCAGUCUCUGACUUUCGUCCAAGCCCUAAUCGAGAAGGACGCCACCGACGUGAGAUGUGCCAGCGGUGAGCCCCCCAUUAUCGCCAAACCCGAUAAGAUCGUGGGAGUUAUAGGUGCCUCUGGAAGUUCCGUCUCCAUUAUGGUCGCCAACAUCCUAAGACUUUUUAAGAUCCCUCAGAUCAGCUAUGCGUCAACUGCUCCUGAACUGAGUGACAACAGCCGCUAUGACUUCUUCUCCCGAGUGGUUCCUCCUGACUCGUACCAAGUUCAAGCAAUGGUGGAUAUUGUUACAGCCCUUGGAUGGAAUUACGUCUCCACUCUAGCCUCAGAGGGUAACUAUGGAGAAAGCGGUGUGGAGGCAUUUAUGCAGAUCUCAAGGGAAACGGGAUCAUUCAGGAGCCACAUUUCAUUAGAUUCAACCUUCAUCUGGAGUUUUUCAUUAAUCUUAUCAAACAGAAAUGUUCUUUCAGGUAGGGUUUGCAUUGCCCAGUCACUGAAAAUCCCACGGGAGCCAAAGCCAGGAGAAUUUGACAAAAUUAUCAAGCGCUUGCUGGAGACCCCCAACGCUCGUGGAAUAAUCAUAUUUGCAAACGAAGAUGACAUCAACCGUUUGCUGGAGGCCGCCAAAAGAUCCAAUCAGACAAAGCACUUCCUCUGGGUUGCUUCUGACAGCUGGGGUUCAAAGAUCGCGCCCGUCCACCUGCAAGAAGACGUUGCAGAAGGGGCUGUCACUAUCCUUCCCAAGAGAGCCUCAGUUGAAGGCUUCGACAGAUACUUCAGAAGCCGUACAUUGGAAAAUAACAGGAGGAAUGUCUGGUUUGCCGAGUUCUGGGAGGAAAACUUCAAUUGCAAAUUAAGUUGGCAUGGGAAGCGGAAUAGCAAGGUCAAGAAAUGCACAGGGCUGGAAAGAAUCGGAAGAGACUCCUCGUAUGAACAGGAGGGAAAAGUACAGUUUGUCAUUGAUGCUGUGUACUCCAUGGCACACGCACUGCACAAUAUGCACAAAGAAUUGUGCCCUGGUUACAUUGGCCUCUGCCCUUCAAUGAACUCCAUAGAUGGCAAGGAACUGCUUCAGUUUAUUCGAGCUGUAAACUUCAGCGGAAGUGCUGGCACACCUGUGACAUUUAAUGAGAAUGGAGACGCACCUGGACGAUACAACAUCUAUCAAUAUCAGAUUGCCAAUUUGUCCUCUCAUGGGUAUAGGGUAAUCGGACAAUGGACGGACCACCUUCAUUUGAAUGUGAAGGACAUGCAGUGGGGCAGCGGAGGACCCGCCAUUCCACAGUCAGUCUGCAGUCAGCCAUGUAAGGCCGGUGAGAGGAAGAAGACGGUGAAGGGCGUGCCGUGCUGCUGGCACUGCGAGCGCUGUGAGGGCUACCAGUACCAGAUCGAUGAAUCAACCUGUCAGAUGUGUCCGUUCAACAGGAAGCCCAAUGCAAAUGGCACAGACUGUCAGCUUAUCCCCAUAAUCAAGCUAGAGUGGCAUUCUCCUUGGGCAAUCGUACCUGUCUUCAUCGCUAUGUUGGGAAUCAUAGCCACCACAUUUGUCAUAACAACCUUUAUUCGUUAUAACGACACACCGAUAGUGAGGGCAUCUGGCAGGGAGCUAAGCUAUGUCUUGCUGACUGGGAUAUUCUUGUGCUAUGCUGUAACCUUCCUAAUGAUUGCAACUCCCGACAUAGUGCUCUGUUCCUUCCGGCGAAUCUUCUUAGGGCUGGGUAUGUGCAUUAGCUAUGCAGCCCUGCUCACCAAGACUAACAGAAUUCACAGAAUAUUUGAGCAAGGUAAGACAUCUGUCUCUGCUCCCAAGUUUAUCAGCCCGGCUUCCCAGCUGGUAAUCACUUUUAGCCUCAUCUCUCUGCAGCUCCUGGGAGUCUUUAUCUGGUUUGCUGUUGAUCCUCCGCAUACCAUUGUGGACUAUGGGGAGCAGCGAACAGUUGACCCAGAAAAUGCCAGGGGCGUUCUCAAGUGUGACAUUUCUGACCUUUCUCUCAUCUGUUCUCUGGGAUACAGCAUUCUGCUGAUGGUCACGUGUACUGUGUAUGCAAUUAAAACCAGAGGGGUUCCAGAGACUUUCAAUGAAGCCAAACCCAUUGGGUUUACCAUGUACACCACCUGCAUCAUUUGGUUAGCUUUUAUUCCAAUAUUUUUUGGCACAGCCCAGUCCGCAGAAAGGAUGUACAUUCAGACAACAACCCUUACUAUUUCCAUGAGUUUAAGUGCUUCAGUAUCCCUAGGCAUGCUGUACAUGCCUAAGGUGUACAUUAUCAUCUUCCAUCCAGAACAGAACGUGCAAAAACGCAAGCGUAGCUUCAAGGCAGUGGUGACGGCAGCCACAAUGUCAAGCAAACUGUCACAAAAAGCAAGUGACAGACCAAAUGGAGAGGUCAAAACUGAACUCUGUGAAAGCCUAGAAACAAACACUUCUUCUACCAAGACUACAUAUAUCAGCUACAGCAACCAUGCAAACUGACUUGAUCGGUGAAGAGCCUGCAGUAGUCCAACAGGACUGCAUGUGUGAAAAUGACCCUCGUGUCCCAUCAUUUGGAAAGCGCUCUGGAGAGUACGGCCUGCCGGUGGCAGAAGGAAGAGCAGCCCCCAGCUCGGCAGAGUGAGAUGGCCCCCUGUGUAUUCCAAGACACGGGCUCCAGUGACAAGGAAGACACACAUGGGUCAUCGUGCGCUUGACAGUUUUGUCAGCAAGGAUUGUGAGCCAGAGUGAACCCAUGCCUGUUGUUCUAAUUGUAAGUUUUGUGAUUGUGCAAAUUCUUUCCUAGUUCCACUUAGUUCUGAGAGGCUCCUGUGCCCUGAGUAAUGCAAUAAACAGGGCAUUGUAUGUACCAACCGACUGGAUCACAGCAUUGUGUGGCAUCAAAUAAAUGCAAGGGUCAAAGCAUGUCAGCAUUUUAUAUGAUGGAUUUAUUUGUAAUAAAGGAAUGUUUUGCAAAAUUCAAAGAUAUUUUGGUUUGCGGGUUCAAGUGUGAUUUUUUUUUAAUUUUGUGCGUAUAACAUGUUUGCUUUCCCUAGAAUGAUGGAAAACCCCACUUGCAUUUCCUUCCAUUACCUCACCAACCAGAGUGACUGGACUCUGUCCAGGUGGACCCUGGGCACACAGCCUGGCAACACGAGACAGUCCUUCAGCCCUUUAAGCCUGCACCACUGUCAAUCAGGUCGUGACAGGUCUUAGGUUGGGAAAGUAUUAAACUGUUCAAACUCUGUAAAACUAAGUUUUAUCACGCUUACUGUUAUGUAUAUUUACAUAAAUAUGAAAAACAAUGUUAUUUUAGUUGAAAGUUACUGAGGGGCCUGGAGACAUUUAAUUUAUACAUUCUCUACUUGCUCA